UGUCUGUCUGUCUCAGUCUAACUGUCUGUCUGUCUGUCUGCAGCGAUCCAGAUCGAUGCAUCACAAUGAAACAAAGAUGGCGUCCACAUGAUCUCGACCUCACUGACGGUUCUGGCCCCCGGGUCGUCCGUCAGAUCUCCACCAACAGUCGGGAACGCUGGCGGCAGCAGAAUGUCAACGGGGCGUUCGCCGAACUGCGGCGUCUCAUCCCCACACACCCCCCCGACAGGAAGCUCAGCAAGAACGAGAUCCUACGCCUGGCCCUCAGGUACAUCAACUUCCUGGACCGGCUGGUGACAGACCAGGACCUACGGGGGAUGUCCUGGGCCAGAGCGGGGAGCCUGGAGCGGGAGGAAGGGCCGCAGGGGGCGCUGUCACCAAACUCCAGCUGUGACAGUUCGGUGGACGGGGACUCCUGCGGUCUGACGGGGAAGCAGGACUGUGGAGGUCCUCUGGACCUGCAAACAACAACCAGCUACAGCUGAUCGGACCGGCGGGAUCCAGCAGAGACCAGGAGGAUCCAGACCAGA
This is a messenger RNA of Chelmon rostratus (copperband butterflyfish), 530 nucleotides long. Its product is annotated as T-cell acute lymphocytic leukemia protein 1 homolog. The record is from RefSeq and is a predicted model, not a curated record. The transcript is spliced from 2 exons. Gene Ontology annotation, molecular function: protein dimerization activity; DNA-binding transcription factor activity, RNA polymerase II-specific; RNA polymerase II cis-regulatory region sequence-specific DNA binding. Bases 66 to 485 code for a protein of 139 amino acids. Gene Ontology annotation, biological process: regulation of transcription by RNA polymerase II. NCBI's taxonomy places the organism in Eukaryota, Metazoa, Chordata, Actinopteri, Chaetodontiformes, Chaetodontidae.